Messenger RNA from Clavispora lusitaniae ATCC 42720, 1071 nucleotides. RefSeq names its product dolichyl-diphosphooligosaccharide--protein glycotransferase. Gene Ontology annotation, cellular component: oligosaccharyltransferase complex. The record is from RefSeq and is a predicted model, not a curated record. Lineage: Eukaryota; Fungi; Ascomycota; Pichiomycetes; Serinales; Metschnikowiaceae.
AUGAACUUCCAACGGUUUCUUCUUGUCCUCUGUCUCUCAGUUUUUGUAACUGCGGAGUUAUCCUCAGAUGUGCUCUUGCAUUUGGAAGCAAUUCAAUACCCUAAUGCAAUUCUUCCUAUCUCCGAAUCUAACUUAUCUCUCAUUUCCCAACCAAACAGAAACCACUUCACGUUGUUAGUGUUGACCUCAACUGACGAAAGACACGGGUGUGCCGAUUGUAAUAGACUUAAAGGAUUAUUGAAUCGAUUGUCUGAGAGUUGGUACUCGAAUUACCCUGACUCUACAUACUUGCUUUUUGCCGAGGUAGAUAUCAUUGAUCGCUCCAAUUUGAAGGUAUUUGAGUUCUUGAAUUUGCAAACGGUUCCACAAAUCUGGCUUAUACCCCCUUCUCACGUUGCACAGGAACACAAACUGUCGAGGAAGAUCAGGACGAAUGAGGCAGGCGAGGAAAUAUUCGACAACUUUGACAUUUUGCUCGAGCCACAUGCCCUGUUUGAUAUUCCAGACACCAACUUCGAUGACCAACUUUUUGAGCUUGCCGACUGGCUUGCUCUGAGCAUGCAAAAGAGAAUCAUUUUGAAGCAAGAGCAUGCAAUGGCCAAGUUUGUCGCAACUUUUGGAGUAACGCUUGGAUCCAUCAUUGUCAUAAAGAAAAACAUGCCAGAAUCCCUUUCAUCUGUGAUGAGUAGAGGUAAAAUCUUGCUGUUCUUAGUCAUGUUGUGCCUAUUUGUUCUUUUAGGAGGCUAUUCCUUCACGACAAUCCAGCAGACACCCUUCAUUGCGUAUAACGAAAAGGGACCCAUAUAUCUCAGCGGAGGGCUCCUGUAUCAGUUUGGAGUGGAAAUACUAUUGGUUGCAGGCAUUUAUUUUCUUUUAGCAUCGUCUGUUGUACUACUUUUCUACUUGGGUCAAUACAAUGUUACACAGAAUAGCCAAAUCAAGGCGAACGGAAAGUUAGCUGUUCUUCAAAUAUUGACUUUGGGGGCCAUUUACAUUUUUUUCAGUGUCUUAACUAGCAUGUUCUUGAGGAAGGAUCAUGGGUAUCCAUAUGGCUUACUCAAGUUGUUCUAG